AUGAAGGACUCCAAUACCAGCCUCUUCAUCGACGAGGAUGAGCAGCUGUCGAGUCCUCCCCACGAAGUGUUCUUUGACGACAGCAGUGGCGGCAGUGUGGAUCGCGACGACAACAAGCAUGCUGACGAAGAGUCUGACGACAACACCCUUUACUGCCUCUGCCGCAAGAUCGCCCGUGGAUUCAUGGUCGGCUGCGAUGGGGGGUGUGAUGAUUGGUUUCAUGGCACUUGCGUCGGCAUCAAGGCAAGGCAGAAGGACCUGCUAGAGCAGUUUGUCUGCCCUGACUGCACCACCAAGGGUCAUGGAGUCACGGCUUGGAAGGACACCGCGGGAGGAAAUGCCGGUCACACCACCACGAAGCAAGCGCUGCAAGCGGCCCAAGACAGUACUGUAGCGGCGAGCAACUCACUUCUCGACUCGAGCCUGCCGCCCAAGAGCAGUCGCUCCGGCCAUGAUCACGAAUCCGCCCGGUCUCCACAACCCAUCGCUGCUACUCGCAAGCACAUCGCCAGAAGCAAGCUCCGCGCGCAGUCCGCCUCGAACCGGAAAGCUCUAGCCCCGCAUCCGUAUUCCGGUGUCAUGAAGAAGCUGAGGGUGUCUCUCCCGACGUUUGAGAACCGCACGCCCGGGUUCGGCGCCCUAUCCAAUAUCAACGACAGUGAUGCCGAAGACGCUCAAGACAACGGCGAUGAUGACAAGCAUCUCGACGAUGCCCUCCGAGCUACCGUCACUCCCGUCCACAAGACGGCAGUGGAGUUCCAGCGUCGCACGUACAUUGACGUCGAGGAAGCCCCCACCGUGGUGGACGUCAUGGUGAAGCAUGCCCUGGAACUGGCACUCUUCGGUACGCAGUGUGGAUGA
Messenger RNA from Ramularia collo-cygni, 861 nucleotides. RefSeq lists its product as uncharacterized. NCBI's taxonomy places the organism in Eukaryota, Fungi, Ascomycota, Dothideomycetes, Mycosphaerellales, Mycosphaerellaceae. Gene Ontology annotation, biological process: positive regulation of DNA-templated transcription. Bases 1 to 861 code for a protein of 286 amino acids. The record is from RefSeq and is a predicted model, not a curated record. Gene Ontology annotation, cellular component: Set1C/COMPASS complex. The transcript has 2 exons.